Molecule: messenger RNA, 279 nt
Organism: Rangifer tarandus platyrhynchus (Svalbard reindeer)
Lineage: Eukaryota; Metazoa; Chordata; Mammalia; Artiodactyla; Cervidae
Source: the annotation of a GenBank genome assembly
AUGCGGCCGCGUGAGCACAAGGACCCAGCCGCCCAGGCCUCGCGUGCGCCGGCGCAGCCUGUCAGACUCACGCAGCCCAGCUGCCGGCCUCUGGGAGCCAUCUGUGGGCAGAGAGCAGGCGGGCCAGGCCAGCACUUCAAACCCUCAGACGGCCAGGCAGAGGAGUCUUCUCCCUCAGUGCCCUACGGCUCUGGUUCCGACAUGCAGGUCGGCAUGGAGCUCGGAGAAGGAGAAGGCAGAGUUCUUGUCCAGUCCUCCUCUAUACCUAUCAUCACUUAG